Trichoplusia ni (cabbage looper) is the source of this 3243-nucleotide messenger RNA. Its product is annotated as diacylglycerol kinase theta. The coding region runs from base 93 to 2864 and encodes 923 amino acids. The transcript is spliced from 18 exons. NCBI's taxonomy places the organism in Eukaryota, Metazoa, Arthropoda, Insecta, Lepidoptera, Noctuidae. The record is from RefSeq and is a predicted model, not a curated record. Gene Ontology annotation, molecular function: ATP-dependent diacylglycerol kinase activity. Gene Ontology annotation, biological process: lipid phosphorylation; diacylglycerol metabolic process; intracellular signal transduction.
GUGGGCCGCGACAGCCGCUCGGAGAGCGCGGCGCGCCCCUGGGCGCCGCGGCAUGAGUAGCGCGCCAGCCCGGCCCGGCCCGCGCGCCCGCCAUGGCGCAGGCCGCGCCCGCGCCCCAUCGCACCCACUCCUUCGCGAAGAAGACCUUCCACAAGCCGACGUACUGCCACCACUGCUCGGAUCUGCUGUGGGGCCUCAUCGGGCAGGGCUACGGCUGCGAAGUCUGCAACUUCAUAGUGCACGAGCGAUGCGUGGGGCAAGUGGUGACGCCGUGCUGUGGGGUGGCGCCGAGCCUCAUCAAGAACCCGGUGGCUCACUGCUGGUCAGAGCCCACACACCACAAACGCAAGUUUUGUACGGUGUGCCGGAAGAGGCUCGAUGAAUUACCAGCCCUACACUGCAUGAUAUGCGAAUACUACGUGCACGGAGAAUGCGUGGACUUCGCAGCUGCGGACUGCAAGGAGAACGCGACAUACUGCGCGGGCAGCGAACCGCGGCACGUGCACCACUGGCGCGAGGGCAACCUGCCCGCCAACAGCAAGUGCGCCGCCUGCCGCCGCGCCUGCUGGUCCGCCGAGUGCCUCACCGGCUACCGCUGCGAGUGGUGCGGCAGCACGUGCCACGCAGGAUGUCGCGCGCUACUACCGGAGGAGUGCAACUUCGGGAUGCUGCAGCCGAUCUUCUUACCACCGUCGGCCGUGUCCAUCCCGCGCACGGAAGUGCCCAUGGAGGCAAUCAUCGGCGUGCACGUGCGGCCGCCGCCCUCCCAGAGAGACUUUGGCUGCCCUCGCAGCGUCAGCGAAGAGUUCAGCUCGGGCUGCGAGGGCCGCUCGGGCUCCGGCGGCGGGUCCACGGGUGCGCCCGCCGACCAGGACCACCGCCCGGACCACAAGCAGCACCGAGACCGGACCCCGGAUGAUCGGGAUGAAGAGGUGGUGAAGGUGUAUGACGGCGAGGCGGCGUGGACGCGGCGACUGUACCGGCCUGUGGUGGUGGGCCGCAACUGGUCCGAACGCGAGCUGGUGGCGGCGGCCCUGCGCGCCUUCCACGUGGCGCGCGACCCCGAGCUGUUCGAGCUGACGGACGCGCUGGCCGGCGACGAGCCGCCGCUCAAGGACCCCACGCCGCUCGCGCACGUCACGCGCCUGCCCAACAAGAGACCCGCGCUCUUCUUACGAUUCAAAGAGCCAGAGACCGGGGGCGGCGAGGUGCGGGUGUACCCGGGGAGGGUGGCGGGUGCGGGAGAGACCUUCGUAACGGUGGGCUGCGGCGGCGAUGAUGCAGUCGCCGACCUCAUGGCCGCCGCACUCGAGCGCUUCGGGCUCGACCCCGCGCGUGCAGUGCACGACUACCGCUGCUCCGAGAUCCUGCUAGACCGCGGAGGCCCAGUGUCUGAGCGCGUACUGGAGGAAGAGGAGCGUCCGUGGCGCAUAGUGGUGCGUCUGGCGCGCGAGUCCGUGCGGCGCAUGGAGCUGGCGAGGUUCUACCUGCAGCCGCGCCGCGACCCGCAUGGGCCCACGCUCGCUCUCUUCGUGGCCUCGCUGCCGCCAGGCCUCUCCGAGAGGAACUAUGAGAACAUACUGGUCGAGUUCCUUGGUGCCGAUAACAAGUUCACAUCAAUCGGUCCGAUCUACUACGAGUACGGGUCGAUGGUGAUCACGUAUGAAGACGCGAGCAAAGCGGUGCGCGCGCUCUACGCGCUCAGAGAGGCCAAAUAUGAAGAUAAGCAUUUAUUGGUGAUGUUGUUGCCGAGCAUCGAGCCUUCAAUGGUGCCGGCCGGUGUGAAGCCAUUGCUGGUGUUCGUCAACGUCAAGUCUGGAGGCUGUCAAGGCCUCGAGCUCAUUUCUUCCUUCCGCAAACUCCUCAACCCUUACCAGGUGUUUGACCUAGAAAAUGGAGGUCCGCUGCCUGGCCUGUACGUGUUUCGUCACAUUCCCAACUACAAGAUCCUCGUGUGCGGCGGCGACGGCACAAUCGGCUGGGUGCUGCAGUGCCUCGACAACGUCGGCCAGGACUCUCAGUGCUCCAACCCACCCUGCGCUAUCGUGCCCUUGGGCACUGGUAAUGAUUUAGCGCGCACGCUCCGCUGGGGCUCAGGGUACACUGGCUGCGAAGACCCUCUGUCUUUGCUCCGCGACGUCAUCGACGCCGAAGAGAUCCGCCUGGACCGCUGGACCGUCGUCUUCCACCCCGAGGAUAAGCAGGACGAGCCUAAAGAACUGUCGAAGCAGCUCCCUGCGUCUGUGACCACAGGGUCGCAAAGUGAGGACAACUCGCAGAUCCUCGUGAUGAACAACUACUUCGGCAUAGGCAUCGACGCUGACCUCUGCUUAGAUUUCCAUAACGCUCGUGAAGAGAAUCCAAAUAAGUUUAAUAGCAGGCUCCGCAACAAAGGUGUGUACGUGAAGAUGGGUCUGCGUAAGAUGGUGGGCCGCAAGAUGUGCAAGGACCUGCACAAAGCAAUCCGCUUAGAAGUGGAUGGCAAGCUCGUCGACCUGCCCCAGCUCGAGGGGAUCAUCAUACUUAAUAUACUCAGCUGGGGCUCAGGUGCCAACCCGUGGGGACCGGAGAAAGACGACCAGUUCAGCAAGCCCAACCACUGGGACGGCAUGCUGGAGAUCGUGGGCGUUACUGGCGUCGUGCACCUCGGCCAGAUCCAGUCCGGUCUGCGGGGCGCCAUGCGGAUAGCACAGGGCGGGCACAUUAAGAUCAACCUGAAGAGCGAGAUCCCGGUGCAGGUCGACGGCGAGCCCUGGGUGGCGGCGCCCUCCGAAGUGGUGGUACUUAAGUCUGCGCUCAAGGCGACCAUGCUGAAGAAAACCAAGCGCGGGUCUGCGGGCGCGUCGUCGGCGGCGGGCACCUGACCGCUCCCGCCCCGCCCCGCCGCUGCCAGUCGCGCCCCGUCCGCAGGCCACCAUGCUGAAGAAGCGCGGCAAGGUGCGGCGCCGCAACACGGAGCCCAGCAUGCCGCGCUCGCCGGAGCGGCCCGAGCGGCCCGAGCGGCCCGAGCGGUCCGAGCGGCCCGAGCGCGAGCGGGCCGAGCGGCGCGAGCGGCCCGACGACUCCUGAAUCUGGCUGAGCGAGCGCCUCAUCUAACGCGCCCGCCGGCCCGGGGCUCAGGGCUGGCGCGCGCGGGCGCUCGCUGCGGCCGCGCCGCUCACCGCCGCACCUCUCGUGUACAUAAAUUAUUACCAGAAAAAAUAUAUAAACAUAACUAUAAAAAAAAUAAAUCUUAUAGGCGAU